GUGAUGGCAUUGGGAGCUGGGGCCUUUGGUGGUUAGGGGGUGAGAGCACAGCCCCCGUGGGAUGCUUGCCCUGAUAAAAGCAGCCGUGCGAGGACACAGCAAGAAGCUGCCAUCAAUGAACCAGCAAGUAGAUCCUCACCAGACACCACAUCUACUGGGGCCAUGAUCUUGGACUUCCCAGCUUCCAGAGAAAUAAAUGUGAGAAAUAAAUAUUUGUUGGGUAUAAGCCACCCAGUCUAUGGUAUUUUUGUUACAGCCGCUCAGAUGGACUAAGGCACCAUGUUUCCUUACUUCCUACCAAGUGAUCUUAACCUGGCGGUAAAGAUACAGUAAUACUAUUGUGAUUCCCAGGAGAAAAAGGAACUUGGCUAAACUACCACUUUGGAGCAAACAGAAGCAGAUGGACCAGCCUUUUGUGGUCUGAAGGCACUUGAGGCCAGAAACCCUCGUUUUUAUGGUGCCUCAAUCAGACAGCCCUAGAAUUUAGAUCCCGGGACUGGAAUAAGAUCAGGGAUUCUGGUUGACUUAGCCUGCCUCAGCUGCUGCUUGGGUGGGUACCAUGGUGAGGAUGGCCUGCCAGCGGAGCACUCCUGGUUGUCUCAGUUUACAGAGCUGGUGACGGGCAAGGGACCGAGUGUGAGCAGCACUGCAUCCUCCCAGUGCCUCUGGCCCCUCUGGAGGCCGAGGGCAGGGUCAGCCCCACGAUCCAACCACCCUUCCGUGUGCCAGAGAAGACUAGCCAUCUGGACUCUUCUGGUCUGGGGACCGGCCCUGCUCACUGCUGACUGUUCUAAGCCGGCGAAGGACACUCGUUGCUUCCAGAGCAAUGUUCAUGCCCCAGCCAGCUUCUCGCUCACUUGAGUCCGCUGUCGCUUCUAGCGCAAGCCCCAGAGACACGCCCCUCGGGGUCCCGCCACCCGCUGGACUCGAAGCCGCCACCGUCAUUGCUCUACAAUCAGUGCAUGCUCCUCGCUGACGUCAGUCGGAGCUGUCCUGGAGCUAUAUAAGGCUGGCGGCGGUCCCGGGACAGACCCCGUGUUUCCCAAGGCGUCCUCAGCCCGCCCCGAGGGACAGACUGGACCUCCCUCCUGCCCUGUGCAGACGCUCUCUGGCAACCUGGCUGGUGGCACCAUGAGGCUGGCGGGACGUGCGGCGUUGCUGGCGGCGCUGCUGCUCCUGGCACAUCUGCGCCCGGGGAGCAGCCAGUGGAGCCCGGAGCAGGAGGCGGCGGCCGGGGUCCAGGACCCGAGUCUGCGCUGGAGUCCCGGAGCGCGGAACCAAGGCAGGGAGGCCCGCGCGCUCCUCUUGCUGCUGGCGGAGCGUUUCCCGCGCCGCGCGGGGCCAGGCCGAUGGGGAUCUGUGACCACAGGAGAGCGGCCGCGACGGGACGACCCUCCGCUGUCCAUUGACCUCACCUUCCAUAUCCUGCGGACCCUGCUGGAGGAGGCACGGACGCAGAGAGAGCGCGAGCGCGCAGAGCAGAACCGCGUCAUACUCGACUCGGUGGGCAAGUGAUCGGCGGGGUCUGGGGCGCGGAAAACCUCGACCCUCACCCCCAACCCGGAGCUGGGACCUGCGCAACUGGAACUGACCCAGUCCCGCGGGGCUAGAGCUGCCCAGGGAUACCCUGAGCACGCUCUGCGUUACUAGUGUUUAAUAAAAGUUCCGGAGAGCCUUUGGUCUCUGUUGUGGGGGCGCCGGGAACUUUCCACAGCAGGGUGGGAACCCCUAGGAAUGUGGGGCCUCCUAGGUCGGUGGGAGGGAACCAGUGCUGCAGGAGGAGCACCCUGGAGAGUGGCGUUCAGCCAGGGUCCUGUGUCC
Rhinolophus ferrumequinum (greater horseshoe bat) is the source of this 1821-nucleotide messenger RNA. It is a transcript of the gene UCN, whose product is annotated as urocortin. Gene Ontology annotation, cellular component: extracellular region. NCBI's taxonomy places the organism in Eukaryota, Metazoa, Chordata, Mammalia, Chiroptera, Rhinolophidae. The coding region runs from base 1132 to 1515 and encodes 127 amino acids. The transcript has 2 exons. Gene Ontology annotation, biological process: negative regulation of feeding behavior. The record is from RefSeq and is a predicted model, not a curated record. Gene Ontology annotation, molecular function: hormone activity.